Molecule: messenger RNA, 1161 nt
Organism: Petromyzon marinus (sea lamprey)
Lineage: Eukaryota; Metazoa; Chordata; Hyperoartia; Petromyzontiformes; Petromyzontidae
Source: RefSeq, a predicted model, not a curated record
AUGAGCUGGAGCUUCCUGACCCGUCUGUUGGAGGAGAUAUCUCUGCACUCGACGUACCUGGGCAAGCUCUGGCUCACCACGUUCCUGAUCUUGCGCAUCAUGCUGACUAUCGCGGCGGGCGAAUCCAUCUACCACGACGAGCAGAGCUCGUUCAUGUGCAACUCGCAACAGCCGGGCUGCACAAACGUCUGCUACGACUCCUUCGCUCCCCUCUCCUACGUGCGCUUCUGGAUUUUUCAGAUUAUCACCGUGGCGGCGCCCAGCAUUCUCUACCUCGCCUUCGCCAUACACAGGAUACAGAGGUCUAGUAGAGUUCAUUCCCGCGUCGUUAUCCGCAGGUCAGAAGGCUCGACCGGCCACAAAAAGCACCGACGGACCGAGCAAGCCGAGGAGAAUGUCCAAGCGGAGAAAGGAGGGGAGUUUGCCGACGAGGCUGGCGAGGUCAAGAAGAACGACCACAGAUGGCACGACGGGCGCCGCGCGAUCCCGGCCGACGGCCUCAUGUGGGCAUACACGCUGCAGCUCGUCCUGCGCACGGUGGCCGAAGUGGGCUUCCUUCUGGGCCAGUACGUGAUGUACGGCUUGGAGGUGAUCCCCCGCUUCGAGUGCCCCCGCCGCCACCCUUGCCGCCACCGCGUCGACUGCUUCGUGUCGAGGCCCACGGAGAAGACCGUCUUCCUGUACGUGAUGUACGCCGUGGGCGGCCUCAGCCUGGCUCUCGACCUGGCCGAGCUGACUUGUUGCCAGGCAGCCGAGCCAAGCGCCAGCAACGAUUCCUACUUGAAGUCAUUGGGGAGAGGAGCAAAAAUAUAUCACGCGAGGAUUGCGAACGGCGAUCCUCCUCCUCCGCCUCCUCCUCGUCGCGCGGCCGAGACGGAGGAGGCCGCCCCCCGGCAGGUGGCGAUAACGCCGGCGGCUGCGUCGCAGCUGCAAGGUUACCUGCGCGCGAUACAGCGGCGGCUGGAGCUGACGGUUUCCCCACCACCCCGACGGGCCAGGGCAACGCGGGGAUACGGGGAGAGCGGAGCAGGGAGAGGUGGGGGAGGCGGAGAGGGAGGACGGCGGGAGACUCCGGCCUUACGCUCGGCCGCGGUGGCCGUGAGCAAAAACCCCCAAGUGCAGCUCGGCAAGAAAUACGAAGUGGCGGCGGCGGCAGACGAA